AUGAAUACUAAACUCCAACUUAGAGCUUUGGUUUUCUUUCAGUAUGUACUUGUAUCUGCACUCGGCCAGAACUUGCUUAGCUGCAAUGCUACAUCUUCGGUCCCUUCAGCGUAUCGUUGUAAUGUAAAUGGAUUGCAGGAUUAUUGCAUGACGUUUUCUAUUCUUCACAGUGAUUCUCAUUUCUCCUUGCGAUCCAAUCUGAGUUCUUACUUAGGCGUCAACCAUUUUGAGGCGAACGGCAUAGAGUUUCUUUCCAUUGAUCAGUUCUCGUUGAUCCCAAUUGAAUGUAAGUGCACUGGUGAUUUCUUUGAAGCAGAACUGAAUACAAUCAUCAGUAAAGGAGAGAGCUUUGAUGAUAUUGCUGAGUCUCUGGAGGGAUUAACAACUUGCCAGGCCAUUCAAGAGAAAAAUCCGAGUGUCUCACCAAAGGAUGUUGAAGACAAAGUUCAUCUAGUUGUUCCAUUGAAAUGCGCAUGUCCAUCUUCAGUUGAACUCGGCCAACAAAGAAAGUUUUUGCUCACUUAUUCUGUAAGGGAAAGAGACACACUUGCUAACUUAGCCUUCAAGUUUAAUAUCACUCAUCAGAGUAUAGUUUCUGCUAAUAAUAUAACAGGAGCAGGUUUCACACCAGAAAGCCUUCUUGAACCGUUGUCGACUGUUCUUAUUCCAGUAGAAGGCAACCCUGUUCUUGGCUCACUAGCAGAAUCUGGGGAGUCCAAUUUGGGAUAUCCAGCAGCAAGUAUCCAAGUCAGAAACUCACAUAAGAAGAGAAAACCAAAAAUGUGGAAAAUUGGAGUUUGUAUUGCUGUCAGCUUAUUUGCAUUUGUUGCAAGCGUAGUAGCUAUUGGAGCCAUAUUCGUUUAUUGGAAGAAAAAGAAGAAGAGGCAGGAUUCGAUUAAGAAAGUGAAUAGAGAUAUGGAGAUGCAGCAGCUAAGUUUGAGUGUUAGAACUACAAGUGACAAGAAAGUUUCAUUCGAGGGAUCUCAGUAUACUCUUGACGAUCAGGCUACUGAUACCACUCCACAUAAGAGGUUGGUAGAGAGUUACACCAUUGAAGAGAUCCAAAAAGCAACAGAGGAUUUCAAUUUGAAUAAUCUCAUCGAGGGUUCUGUUUUCCAUGCUCGUCUCAAGGGGAAAAACACGGUAAUAAAGCGUGUCCCAUCAGAGACACUCUCAAGGAUUGAUAUCGGGCUUUUCUAUGAUGCAAUUCACCAUCAUCCCAACAUAAUUAGGAUCUUAGGCACAUGUGUGAUCGAGGGUUCUGAUUCAUUCAUUGUUCUUGAGUAUGCCAAGAAUGGUUCGUUGAAGGACUGGCUUCAUGGUGGAUUGGCAAUGAAGAGCCAUUUUAUUGCUUCGUGCUAUUGUUUCUUAUCAUGGAAUCAGAGGCUAAAGAUCUGUCUAGAUGUGGCCACAGCCUUACAGUAUAUGCACCAUAUCAUGAAUCCUAGUUAUGUCCAUAGAAACAUAAAGAGUCGGAACAUAUUCUUGGACGAAGAGUUCAACGCAAAGGUUGGUAAUUUUGGCAUGGGUAGAUGUGUUAGCGACGAUGUAGAAGAUUUGGAAUCAUUUUCUAGCCAGCCUGCAGCCUGGAAUAAAGCAUACUUAGCACCUGAGUGUCUCCAAGACAGCUCUGUUUCCCCGAGUGUCGACAUUUUCGCUUAUGGGAUAGUUCUGCUAGAGGUUUUGUCGGGGAAAACACCAAUAACAAAGGGUGACGAGAAAGGAGAAGGUUAUAUCAAGUUGUCUGAUAAAAUUAAGCUCGUCUUACAAUCAAAAGAUGCAGAGGAAUUGAGGGAAUGGAUUGAUAGUGCACUCGGGGAGAAUUAUUCUUUCGAUGCAGUCAUCACAUUGGCAAAUCUUGCAAGAUCUUGCAUAGAUGAUGAUCCUUCUUCAAGACCUAAUGCUGGAGAAAUCGUAGAAAAAUUGUUGCGAUUAGUUGAAGAAUUACCAGAAGGGGACCAAUCCAAUAUCUGUGAAAGCUCUUGCAAACCUCUUGUCAUGGCAGGAGCUGCAAAUAACAUGUGA
Molecule: messenger RNA, 2025 nt
Organism: Fraxinus pennsylvanica
Lineage: Eukaryota; Viridiplantae; Streptophyta; Magnoliopsida; Lamiales; Oleaceae
Source: the annotation of a GenBank genome assembly